CUUAUAUUCUGUGAUUUUACUCAAAUUUUGAUCAUUUUAUAUUUUUUCCGUGUAAUUACAAGAUUUUAUAAAACGUAGGCACAAAUAAGUUAAGACUUUAGUUAUCAUGUCCGUCAUAAAGAACUACCUGACUUAACUUACUAUUUUUUAUAGAUAAUAAGUUUCAAAAUCUACACUCAAUAAUAUCUUCUAGGUACCUAUCUACUUGGUUUUAUUAGGAAGUCAAUCAAAAAUGUGUUCAAGAAAAUAUCUCUUCACCAAGGUUUUUAUGAAGUCAUUAAGUUCAGUUAGUAUAAAUUGUUAUUUUAAAACAUUGAUUCAAGUUAAAAACCAUUCAACAUUUCAUAAAUGGACAUUAGAUUAUUUCAGAAAUCAACCACAAUAUAAUAAGUUUGUUUUAAAAAAAUCUAUAACUGAAGAAAACAUAUCUCUUAAUAACCCUAUUAAUUUUAACACUAUUUCUACUGACGAAUUACUUCUGAAAUAUUUUUCAUCCAAAAAUGUUUCCCACUAUGAAAUUGAUAAAGAACUAGAAAAUCGAGUGAAUGAUAUGUCAAUCAAUCAGAUACUUGCUUUAAUGGAUGCCUGUUUAUCUGAAAAAAACCAGUUUCACAAAAAAUCAAGAUCAUUAAAAAAAUGCAUUGAAUUAAUGGAUGAAUUAUGGUUUCGAAGACCUGAUUUAACUACUUCGCAAACUAUACAGUUGAUUUAUUAUGUUAGUAUUUACAAAAAUAAAUCAAAACGUGUGGUCGAAUUUGGAUUACAAAAAUUAAUGAAUGAAAUCAGUUAUUUAAAAAAAUUAACUGAUGAAGAAUUAAGUGUUAUAGGUGUGGCAACAUACAAAAGUAGUGCAAAAGUUUAUGACAAAAUGCUGAGAAUAUUUGCCUACAGGGUUGAAAAAAACUUAGAUAAUCUUAUACAAAACCCUUUGAAUUUUGUAUCCUUAAUUAAACCACUAAAAAGAGCAAAGUACCAUGACCCUGUACUAUUAACCCAACUAAUUAAUGCCUUUAAUAAUAAUAAAAAUAACAAAGUUUUAGAAGAUGUGACUAGUAGCAUUCAUCUUCUUACAUACUUUGCAGAUGCAAAUUGUGGUGAUAUAGACUUUUUACAGCACUUGAUUGAUUCUAUUGGGAAUAUUAUGAUUAAUGAUCGCUUACAACAUUACCGAAUUAAAGAUGUUUCUAAUUAUGUUUUUUCAACUAGUUACUUAGGUUUAACUCCAAAGAAUCCUAAUGUAUGUAAAAUAAUUAUUGAUUUCUUAAAUGUGGUAUUUAACUCUAAAGAGAAAUGUCAAAAGAUGUCCAAAGCAUUAAUAGGAAUGUGCUUAUCGAUGUGGAUGUUGAAUUAUAAACCAAUAGAAUUAAUGCAAUUUACAUUUUCUCAAAUACCUGUUGCAACAUUAAGAAUGCCCAAUGCUCACAAACAAGAUAAUAGACUCAAUCUUUUAUUAACAUGUGCUCACAUUGAACAGCCUGAUUUAAUAAAGGGAUAUCAUCAAUUAAUUGAAGAAGCUACUAACUCCAUGCCUGAUCCAUAUACACAUUUAGCAGAACGUCCAUUCUUGGUAAUGGUAUAUCAAUCCCUCCAGAAACUAUCUCAUGAAUUGAAUAUUAUGAAUGCGGAAUAUAAUUUUAGCAUACCUUAUUUGAGAAUAUUAGGAAUAAAAAUUAAUAGAGCGAAUGGCGAAAUCAUUUAUGUAGAAGUUUUGGACAAUAGCAAUUGUCUUUAUGAUACUUCAAUUCCAAAUGGUAUGAUGAAACUUAAAUUUCGUCUGGAGUCAAAAUUAAAUUUUUUUGUUAUUAAAGUAAACCAUAAAGAAAAUACCUUACAUAAUCCAAUAGCAUUGCAAUGCCACUUAAAGUCAUUAUUAUCCAACAAAUAAGAAAACUUUUCAUGCAAUAAAAGGCAAGAUUUAAGUAUUCUUCUCAAUUGGAUAUAUUUAUAUGCAUUCAUAAAUUAAUAGUUAUUAGUUAUCAAUUAUAAAUUAAAUUUUUUUACCUUUAGGUAAACUCUAGUAUUUAUUGGCUAAUAUCACUGUUAAUGAAAACUUAACUCAUGACACCUAAAGGUGAAUAACAAACUUUGUCCGAUUUUAAAUACCUAUUCCACUACAUAAAUCUACUUGUGUCACUAAGUAUAGUUAAAUUUUCUUCCACAGUAUUAUUUAUAAAUAUCUUUGAGCAUCACCUUUCAUUACACUAGAAACAUUAAAAUUUAUUUAA
Molecule: messenger RNA, 2225 nt
Organism: Melanaphis sacchari
Lineage: Eukaryota; Metazoa; Arthropoda; Insecta; Hemiptera; Aphididae
Exons: 5
Coding region: 233-1885 (550 amino acids)
Source: RefSeq, a predicted model, not a curated record